This is a messenger RNA of Entrophospora sp. SA101, 303 nucleotides long. Lineage: Eukaryota; Fungi; Glomeromycota; Glomeromycetes; Entrophosporales; Entrophosporaceae. The record is from the annotation of a GenBank genome assembly.
AUGUUAGCUUGGGAAACUGUACCAUAUGAACGACAUACUUUUGGUGAAGUUAUGGAUGUACUAACAGGAUUAUGGAAAAAACAUGGAAGUUGCAAUUAUCUGGCUAAAUUUCUUCCAAAAAAUGAAAUUUCAGAUGAUAAACUUCAUAGUCAUAGUAUUGAGAAGCCAACAGAUUUUGAGAAGAAUAUAAAUUUGGCUAGGCAAUAUCUUCAAUCCGCUGCUUUACAGGGUCAUAAUGAAGAAAUUAAAAGAAGAGCCAUAGAGUUAAUAAAUAGUAUAGAAAAAUCAAUAGAAAAUCUGUAG